AUGGCGCUUUUAUACACAAAAAUCCCGCUCCAAGUCCAGGGCGUGAACCUCAGCCUCUCUACAAUGCACAACCUCAACGCCAAUCCUCCGAUCUUGUUUCUACACGGCUUCGGUUCUUGCAAAGAGGAUCUGGCCGACAUCAUUUUAAAGCCGGCCCUGCAGCAGUAUGGCCUUCUCGCGUACGACGCGCCAGGCUGUGGUCACUCCCAUAGCGAUAACCUCUAUGCCAUUGAUAUCCCCUUCUUAGUCGCGACUGCAUCGGCCGUGCUUUCGCACUUCAAAAUCGACAAAUUCCAUAUCAUGGGCCAUUCUAUGGGCGGGCUCACGGCUCUUCUCCUUGUCCACCAGCAUCGUGACCGAGUCUUGAGCUUCAUCGACAUCAAAGGCAAUCUGGCACCGGAGGACUGCUUCCUGAGCCGGCAAAUCUUCGACUUCCCGUCCGAUAAUCCAGAGGCAUUCCUGGAUGAGUUUAUUGUCCGCACGCGAGAGACAAAGUCUUUCUCCAGCCCAUUGUAUGCCAGUACCUUGCGCGCGCGGGUACAAGCUGGCGUGUCUCCCCCGCCAAGUACAUUUGUAUUGUACCCAACAGCCAUGAUGAGCUUGCUCUACAACCCACAACUACGCCUGCUUAAUGCACUCCGAGCUAACGGGAAACCCAUCAUGACCUUCCUAGGUCUUCCAUCGUUUCGGACAGCUCAGGUGGUAGCACAGACCGGAGUUGAUGGAGUGAUCAUCGAUUGUGAGCAUGGUCAUAUCAGCGAUGACUCCAUGCACAGUGCCAUUGCUGCCAUCGCUGCUCUGGGAGUCUCGCCGCUUGUCCGUCUGAGAAUGACGCACUCAUACUUGGUAAAAAGAGCAUUGGAUGCAGGUGGACAGCUUGCGUGGGCAGGGUUCCGGUUUUCCAGCCAAGGCAUCGACCUCCCAACAUACUUGAAAACCGCCAAUGAAACGCUUAUUACCUGUGUUCAGAUUGAGUCGAAAGACGGGGUCAAGAAUGCAGACGCCAUCUGUGCCGUGGCUGGUGUCGAUAUGGUUUUUAUCGGGCCAAACGACCUUGCCUUGUCGGUCCUUGGGUAUGUCCCUGCGAAGGGCGAUGAGCCUGAAUUCGUCAAUGCCAUUGAAACGAUCGUGACGGCUGCUAGGAAGCACGGUAAAUGGGUUGGCAGAUUGUCAGACAAUGGGGCUUCGGCCAAAGAACACCUGAAGAGUUUCGACACGGCGGCGAUGAGUUAUGACAUUCGAGCCAUUCAAAACUGGUACCGAUCUGAGUUGCAAGUUGCGCGCUUGUGA
Messenger RNA from Talaromyces rugulosus, 1290 nucleotides. RefSeq lists its product as uncharacterized. The coding region runs from base 1 to 1290 and encodes 429 amino acids. NCBI's taxonomy places the organism in Eukaryota, Fungi, Ascomycota, Eurotiomycetes, Eurotiales, Trichocomaceae. The record is from RefSeq and is a predicted model, not a curated record. Gene Ontology annotation, cellular component: cytoplasm. Gene Ontology annotation, molecular function: aldehyde-lyase activity. The transcript is spliced from 5 exons.